This is a messenger RNA of Corythoichthys intestinalis (scribbled pipefish), 9667 nucleotides long. It is a transcript of the gene ttc14, whose product is annotated as tetratricopeptide repeat domain 14. The record is from RefSeq and is a predicted model, not a curated record. Gene Ontology annotation, molecular function: nucleic acid binding; protein binding. Lineage: Eukaryota; Metazoa; Chordata; Actinopteri; Syngnathiformes; Syngnathidae. The transcript is spliced from 12 exons. Bases 348 to 2597 code for a protein of 749 amino acids.
UGUGUUGUUCCGGGGUGACAUUUUAGCAGUGAACACAAAAUAGCAGCGUGUCCUCAGCAUGAAAAAAAGUGUUUCUUCCUAGGCAAAUUAUAGUCUUGUUGUCUCGGAAGAGGCGUAUGCUUUACUGUGUACGGAGCACUGCGCGUGUGUGUUUUAAAACGAAGAUAUCAAACAAAGGCACAACCCAUCGUUCGAUUUUAUUAGCGCGAGAUAUGCUAAUCACGCUAGUUUGGUAUAUUGUUCAUUACAAAUCUACCGGAUCGUUAGCUAGAUUGUAUUAUGGGUUUUCGCACUAAUUGUUGCCUUUUUCCUCCUAUAAAACAAUGUAAGGCAUUCUAGUGUGCAAAAUGGAUAGAGACUUGUUGAGGCAAUGUCUGACGUAUCACGGAAAGUCAUUGUUCAACAAAUUGAAAUGUGAACAGACGGAAAAUCCCGAUUUUCAAGCCGUGGUGACUGACCUGUGCAAGGCUGCAUAUGAUGGAUAUGACGAAGAACAGAGCAACCCCCUCGUGGAGCAGUUCAUAGCGAGGAAAGCUGACAUUCUUUUCAGUCCAUCAUGGAAGACUGCAACUCCCAAAGAGGAGGAGUAUGGAGAGGAGGAGGCUGCAGAGGCUUACGCUCUUAUGCCACCUCUGGAGUUAUUCAUGGAGGUGCCUUAUGAGGAGAGAAGGGCCAUGCUUUAUAGGGAUAUGGAGAGAGGCGACAUUGUGGUGGGAAGGAUCAACAAUAUUCGGGAAUAUGGCUUCUUUCUCACCCUGAUUUGCAUGGCAGGAGGGCUGAACAGAGACAUAGAAGACCUGGAGUUAUCGGCUCUUUGUCACAUUAAGGAAAUUCCUUCAACUGGCAGUCAUGAUGAUCCUUUGUCCUACUACCAAAUUGGGGACUUAAUAAGAGCUGGUGUGAAAGACAUCGACCGCUACCAGGAAAAAAUCACUGUAUCCCUUCUCCAAACAUCCAUAUCUCCCAGACCAGAGAGUAUCCAAUUGGGAGUAAUGACCAGGGAAGAGCUACCUGUACAAUACGAUCGUAGUGUUUGUGCAGCUAAUGACUCCAGUAAGACAUAUGAGCAUAUACUGAGGGGUUGCCAUGGCUACCACAACCCCUCUGUGGUGGACUACUUGCUGGUAAACGUUGGUGUCAGUGACAUCCAUCCUCCAUCAAUGAUGAGAGGGCUACAAAGUAAACUUUUUGUGAAAGAGGAUUUUGCAUCCGUCAUCCGGAAGCAGCAGUCUGCGUCGUGGGCCUUGAAGUGUGUCAAGGCAGGGGUAGCUCACUUCAAGCAGGGUCGUCACGUGGAAGCCAUGAAUGAGUACAACAAAGCAUUGGACAUUGACGCAAAUAACGUGGAAGCCUUGGUAGCUCGAGGAGCACUGUAUGCUAAUAAAGGAGUCAUCGUGAAGGCUAUAUCGGACUUUGAAUUGGCCUUGGAGACCUGUCCAGAUCAUCGCAAUGCCAAGAAGUACCUCUGCCAAACACUAGUUGAGAAAGGAAAACAACUUGAAGAACAAGAGAAACUUGUUACAGCGGAAGGAGUGUACAAAAGAGCUAUUUCUCUGGACGACACGAAUCCUGAGGCCCAGGAGGCUUUGAAAAAAAUUACAGAGACCAUACAGAAUUCGAUUCGCCUGCGGGAAGAAGCAAUGGCUAAAGAAGUGGAAGAGAAAGCUAAGAGCAGUCAAAGCAGUGCUGAGAAAUUGCGUAAGAUCUUAAAAGAGGAGAAGAGGAUGAAACGAAAACGAAAGAGAUCGACCUCUUCCUCGUCGUCCUCUUCCUCCAGUAAAUCUUCCAGCUCUUCGUCCUCAUCCUCUCGCAGGAGAUCCAAAAAAAAGAAAAAGCGAAAGAGGAAAUCAGGGCGAGAAAGCAAACGGCAUCGCAGGCUCUCAAAAGAGGGCAGCAGGAGGAGUGACGAGGGUAAGCGGGUGAAAAAAAGGAAGGAAGACGAGGAAGAGGAGCUGGAGUGGUACCCGGCUCCUCCCAAUACCUCUGCCACCUUUCUCAACCAGCAAGCAUGGGAGGGUUUUGGAGCGUUAGAUGAGGAGGAGGGUGGGACAAGCAGGAAGGGUAAAGAAGGUAACGGCCCAAGAAUAUGUCUGUAUUCUUUGUCAGAAAGCUCAGAGGAUGAAGAGUGUGGGUUGUCAUCACACAGACGGAGAGAAACAAAGGAUGGGGAAGGAAAGAGGAGGAAAAGCAAUAGUAUUAGUUCUGAUGAAAAAGAUAGAUUCAAAAGCGGGGAAAGUAGUCAGUGGAGCAGGGAAGAUAAAAGAAGUAGCAGUGGGCCCAAAAGAAGUAGCUUAGAUGAGCGGAAGCGCAAAGUAUCCUGCUCGUCAUCUGAGUCUGCCUUUUCCAGAAAAGAUUUUUCCAGGCGUAAUUCCUUUAGAGGCGAUGAAGAUGAAACACACAAAGAGAAGGACAUUAGUGCGGAAGAAGAGGAACCAGCUUGGAACAAUUCAAACACAGCCCAAGUCCAAGAUGAGCAGUGUGAGGAGAUAUCGGUACCAGAGGGACGGUCUAAAAAAGACCUUCCUGCAGACCUGUUGCACAUCUUUAACCAGAUUGCCAAAUUUCAGAAAGAGAAAGGGAUUACACCAAAAAAGUAGCCAGUUUCGGUUUCAAAAUGGAAACUCGAAUCGAAGAAUGGCGCGUUAAACUGAAAUGGUAGGAAAAUACUGUACGUUCUUUUCAAUUCAUGUUUAAUUUGUAAUGCGUAGACAUUGUAAUGUUUCUUCUAAGGAAUGUAUUUUGAAUUCACAGUUGCUUCUAAUAUUUCCUGGAAGGAAAGAGCAAAAACCUGAACUAAACUGGGCUGGGCUUAGAGCUGCAACACAUCACUGGAGUUGGGCAGAAUCUUAAAAAUCAUUUUUUUUCGAGAAAUCUCUUCAUUGGCAAAAAGAAUAGUAAUUGUCAGUACUAGCCAAUAGGCCUAAUUUGUAAAGAAAAGAAAAUAAUAAAUAAUGAUAAUAUCAAUUUGUAGACAGACAAUUCAUAAAGAUUAGUAGGAAACAUUGAAGCUUAACCAAAUUUGGGCAAAGGAUACUUUACACAGUAAAAUCAACAAAAAUAUAUAAACAGUACAUAACAGUACCUUUCAGCAUGAAUGGUGCCUUCAAGUUGUGCAAGUUACCUGUUGUGCCAUGAACAUUGAUGUGUGGUUUUUGCACUUAUAUGUUUAAAAAAUAAAUAAAUCAAAAAACUGUGAAUAGAAGUUAUUUGCAUGUGGUUCUCAUGCUUCAUUUUUUUGAGACGUGAAUGGUUGGUUGUAUGUCUAUAUACGCCCUGCGAUUGUACCCCACCUCACGCCCAAAGUCGUCUAGGCUAGGCUCCAGUUCACCUAUGACCUAGUGAGGAGGUACAGAAAAGAGAUGGAUGGGUAUCGCCGCAUUGUGCAUUGAGAUGACACAGGUCAGCCAUCGUCCACAGGUGUUAUGUCAUUCUGUUUGAUUUUUGUGCAGCUAGCUUGUUUUACCCUCCCCAUAAUAGCAGUAUGUCACAAUUUGAAUAAAGUCUUCAGUGAAAAAAUGGGAAUGCAGUGUUGUUUUUACUCUUUGUGAUGACAAUGCAAUACAAUACAAUACAAUGUUAGAAGGCUGUUUGCGCACAGCACGUUAAUGCUGAUAAACAUCGAACAAAUUUAUUACGUUCAAGCAAUUGCGGACUUUAUAAAAUAUUUGCAUAUGAUUGGCUAAUGUUUAUAGCAGGUAAACAUAUCUGCUCACAGCACUUUUGUCUGCUCUGGAAAUAAUUGCCUUUUAUUGAUGAUUUUUACCCCCAUUUUUAAAAAUUUGUAAAAAAAAAAAAAAAAAAAUCCCCACAUUAUGAAGAUUCUUUUCUGAUUACUUUAAUACACUUUUCAAAGGCCAACAGUUAUGUUUGAUUUUUUUUUUUGUUUUUUUCGUUACAACAUUCUAAUAUAAUGAAUUCCUGAAAUACUGUUUUUUUUUUUUUUUUGUCUUUUUGCCCUAAUUUGAGCUAUUUCUCUUAUAAGCAUCAAAAUUUAAAUAAAUAUGUUUGAAAAAAGUUUGUGUGUUUAACUAAUGUACAAGUUCCACUUUCUGAAACAAACAAACAAAAAAAACUGAAAUAAAUGGCCUUUCUACCAAUAUUCAACUUUUUGGGGCACAUACCUGUAUAUAGUUGGGGUGGGAAGCUCUCGGUAGCUCACGAUAGGAUACGCUUUGCAAUAAAAGGCUCACGAUAACGAUUACCUCACAAUAUGGCGAUACAACAAUUAUGGAUACAUAGGUCGGGAAAUCAUUCACUCAUUUCAUCCUCCUGUGAAUCAAAAUGAGUUUAUCACAAGGGUGUAGGCUUGCACUGGGAUGGUAGGGACAUAACUACCAACUUUUCAGGAUGCUAAAAUUGUCCCCACCAACUUUUAAGCAACCUUAUUUGCAUUAUAUAAUGAGUUUAGUUAUAUAGGGAAUUUAGAUUGUCUUCCCAUAUUUUGUAAGGAUAGAAUUGACCCUACCAUUAUUAAGUGAAUUGUUUUCAUUAUGUUUAUGUUUACAAAUAAAAACCAGACAUUUAUUCAGGAAGUUUUCUAAAUGUUUCUUUGGUCUUUAGUUGUUUUUGAAAACAAAGGUUUGACUCGAACAGUGUAUCACCUGAACCGAUGCACGUAAAAGUUGUUAUCAGUCGAUACAGUCGAUACAGAUUUAGUUUGCAUUGAUCAUUUAGCCUAUCAAUUAAUUAGGUUCAUAGUCGUGAGAAAUGUAGCCCUGACCCCCGUUCACCCAAUCUGCUUGGUCUUAUUAAUGUCCCGUCCCCAGCAAAAAAUGUACAUGCAGGUCAUGCUGUUAUAUCGUCCCUACCAAUGUUGAAACCAAACCUUAUAACCUUGGUUUAUCACUAAUAUCCUUCUGAACUAGGAGGAUGAGGACCGGAGUUAAAUACCCUGCUUGAAAGAGAAGUCAGACGCCGGAGUAAAGUUGAAUUGGCUGUACUGCGGUCAUCUUGACAAGAGAUACUUAUUGGAAAACCAAAAACAAACAAACAAAAAAAAAGAUAUGAAAUCGUCACAAAGUAUACACCAUGUGUCAGUUUGAACAGCAACUGGUAGUACAGCAUGAUCGCAAUGAAAUGAUGUAACCACAUUUGACCACAAAUGCAAACAAAACGGGAUAUACAUUUCUCCAAUAUAAAUGGUGUUAUACUUAUAAAGCGCUUUUCCACCUUUUCAAGGCGCUUUACACUAUCUCGCCAUUCACCUACUGGUGACGCAGCACCAGGAGCAAUGUGGGGUUCAGUGUCUUGCUCAAGGACACUUAGACGAGUUCAUCAGGGCGGAGACUUGAACCCACAACCUCUGGGUUGGGGGACAACUACUCUACCACUGAGCCACGCCACCCCAAUAUACUAGAGCAGGGGUCCCCAAACUUUUUCCUGGGAGGGCCACAUAACUUUUCCCUUCUCUGAUGAGGGGCCGGGGUCAGUUCUUAACAGAAAAAGUGUGACGGUUGCAGGAGUGCCUAAAUGUAAAAAUGUAUUGUUUUUCAGAAAGCCACAAUUAAAUAACCCUUUGUGGAUUCUUCACGGAACAAAACUAAAUAAAAUAAAAAUAUAUAAUACAAUAUAAUAACACUAUUAAUUAAAUAGAUAAUAACCAAAUAACCCUCUCUGGGUUCUUCACAGAAGAAGCCAGGACAUAAAUAACACAAGUAAAAAAAAAAAAAAAAAAAAUGUUCAGGGGGCCGGACCAAAUGUGGAGGCGGGCCGUAUACGGCCCGCGGGCCGUAGUUUGGGGACCCCUGUACUAGAGUAACUAGACAAUACUUAUGAAUAUAAAACUAAGGAAGAAUAUAACUUAAAAGUGAUGCUUGCUUAAGGCACAAAAUGUUAAAUGGCAAGAACUCCUAUGAUACGGUCAAUACCGAUCGCGACGGAUUGCUACUGUGCACGCACGAAACCACGCCGUUUUCUCGAGCAAUUAUGGCACAUAUAGUAGAUAAAUGUACGUGAUCCAUCAAACAAUAAAUAUAUUUUUUUCUAUUUUUGGGGUAGCGAUAGAUGGAUUCUGAAGGGUUUACUUUGGGUGAGGGGAGAGGAAGACCGUUUAAACUGCACUUAAAAUACUUGAAACAUGUAUAAAGGAAGGGUGAAAGCAUGGGCACUGCAUAUUCUUGUACACUAGAUGGCAGUAUGCACCCGAGUCAAAAGAUUUUUUUACGUGCCGCAAUGUCUCAUUCUCAUUCAUUAUUAUUCAACCCAUAUGCCAGACGAUUUGAUGAGUAAUUAUAUGUCCUAAUCUCUCGCGUUUAUAAGCAUAAAGCCAACGGAGGAAGUGCGGUAGCGCAGUCAAGUGAACAGCCGGUCGCAAAUUGGCAGCUGUACUGCGCGUGCGCGUUAAAAUUCUACUUUUUUUUUUUUUUUAAAUCAACACAAUUAUACAAAUUUACAAACAAAAACGGGCUCACAUAUGUGCAACAUUCCAACAAAGAACCUUAAACAACACUCUCCAUAAUGAUACACCACUUCCUAAACCAUAGUGAUGGGUCCAGUGAUACUAAUGCGCCCGCGCGCGCCGAGCUCAUGGCGGAACCCCUGCGUCGGUGCGCGUAUCGCUACAAGAAAAUCACGUGACCGAUGCAUGAACUCAUUGAACUGUGUCGACACAGUCAUGACGCGGCAAACUGGUUCAAAAGGAAGCGCGUCUGUCAACGCGAUGGAGCUGCUGAAACAAUCCACAUCUCACGGUUACUUCCUCGUUGUCUACAUGCUGUGGAAAUGGACGUAAGACAGGGAAACGCACUUGUCAUCUUCCAUUCAAAAUACAAUUAAUUUUAAGGUAAAUCUUAGUUUAUAAGUGUGACGGGUGCACGUUGGUCCGUCGUUUGCGUUGUAUUACCUUCAAGAAGACGUGACCUGCUAGCUUAGUGGUCAAAGCAAACGCCAUUCGUCCCCUACGCGUCGUGCGCGUGGGUUCGACUCCUGGUCAGGACGUGUUAAAUGAAGCGCAGCCCGGCUUCAAAACUUUGGAUUUUACUUUUAAAGUUAUUUAUUUGCGGAUGAAAUGUCACAUUUGUACUUUGUAUAUGACUAACCUGUCAUAUACAAACAGUUGCCACCUCCUCAAUGCUGAAGCAUUAUUGGGCAAAGCAUGAGAAUGAAGUUUCUGAUAAUCCCAAAAUAAACACAGGUAUAGAGCCAUUCCUUUACUUUCCCACAGUCACUUUUUAUGUAAUUUAUUAGAAAUCUGUAAUUAAGCUAUAAUUUAUUUUUUAUCCACUUCAAUUUCUUACUGAUGGGCUAUGGUAGCACUUAGAUGACGAAGUGGGGAGUCAAGGAGGCAAUGCAACUGUAGAUGAAAUUGCAAAAGUGCACCGAUGCAUGGCUGAGCCGAACAUGGCACGCAAUGCCAAUUUUCUUCAAUACUGGAGGAGCCAAUGGACAUCUUAUCCAAACCUCUUUCAACUGGAAAUUCUAUUGCAUGCUGGCAUCGUUGGUUCCAUGCGAGUGUGUUGUCCACAGCAGGCUUGUUUAAAAAAAAAAAAAAAAAAAAAAGUAACCAACUAAAUUUUAAACAUAAAAAAACCUAGGUUUUUGAAUAAAAUUUUAUCAGAACAAAAAGUCCACAGGCAUUCCUUAUUCACCAUUCAUUAUUACUUACAUUUUCACAUUAUAAUAUAUGUUCACAUAAUUUAAAGAUAUGGAAUAAUGCGAUAUGAAUGCAAAGACUUAAAUGAUUUGAUUUUACAUGCUAUGUCAUCAAUUCCGUGUCUGUCAAGUGGGUUGCCUGUAGGGAUUUUUUAUGUCCAGCAGGUGUCAGUAUUCAAUGACACAGUAUCCACACUGUAUCAACACAAUGUGUCACUGUCUCGACACGCUUCAUGAGGUCUCACGGACCCAUCACUACUAAACCAUGUCUGUAUUCAUACACACACACACAUUUAAUCACAGGGCUUUACAAAGAAAUAUUAACUUCCUCAAACAAAGAUAUUAAAUUGACAGCUUUUUGCUGAUUGAUCAACUUAAGAGAUCUAUACCAUAAAAGAAACUCAUUCAUCCAAUGUUUAAAACAAGGUUUUGUUUUAAAGUACCUGCAUUUGUGAAUGAAAAAUUUACCAAGUACAACAAUCACAUUAAUAACAGAUACCAAAUCUUUAUUUUUGCCAGACAGACCAAAUUUAAUAGACUCCACUGUCCACGUUGAUAGAUCAAUUUGUUUGGACUGAAGCCAGCUCCGCAUAUCCUUCCAAAACAAUUGAACUAGGUCACAAUGAAAAAACAGAUGGUCAAUAUCCUCAAUGUCCUUUUCACAAAACACACAACAAUUAGUCUGAAAAUUAAAUUUUAGUCUCAAAAAUUCGUUAGUGGGAUAAAUUGCAUUUAGAACCUUAAAUUGUACUUCCUUACAUUUGGUCUACUUUUGGUUAAUGGCAGAUUGUAAGCAAUUUUUAGGUGCACGCCACCAUCUCAUGUACAAAAUGUGCAGUACCCUUUCCUCCACCCUUACAAGCAACUUAAAUGUCUUUCAAAAAGUUACAAAGUGCUUUCCUCACAUAAGAGAUAUGCAGCUCCAGUCCUCUAGAGCCCUUAUCCACCUUGUUUUCCAUGUCUCCCUCCUUUAACACACCUGAAUCAAAUGAUCUGCUCAUCAGCAAGCUUCUUUAGGAGCUUGAUAACAAUCCUGCUUAUUUGAGUCAGGUGUGCUGGAGGAGAGACACAUGGAAAACAAGCUGGGUAGGAGGUCUCUAGGACAGAGUUGGAUACACCUGCUAAAAGUUUAAAAUAUGCGAGUGAAUAAUUUUUUAAAGUCAUUUUUAACGAAAUAUUAGACACCAAUUAAUGAUUCUAAGCUAAAAAUGACGAACAUUUUGAGUAAUAAAUAUGAUUAAUUACCUUCGUUUUAUGGCUGGGUUGAAACAAAAGCGGUUGCGUGACGUCUGUAAACGGGGGUUCCCAGGGUAAAACGGACAAAUUAAAAAUAGUUUGGGGGCUUUAUGCGCCAUGAAUCUGCUAUGGCAGCAUAUAGGCAUAUUGUUGUAUCACCACAAGCGUUCUUUUGGCUUAAAAUGCAGAAGUUUAAUUUGAAGAGGGGUGCAAGAGCAGAAACUGCUUAUCCAUCCUCGUCUGUGUUUUCCGCCAUAUGCAUAGUGGCCCAAAUGAAUUAAUGAAAAACCGAUGUAAAUAUUAUCAGAUAUCAUUUUAAAAUGCUUUUGUCAGUCGAUAUUUUCAUACAACUCUGAUUACAAGUAUCAGUAAAAAUGUUUUGUAGAAGACAAUAGUGAGAGUUCGCGAGAUAGUUUCAAGAAUAACGACAUUUUUAUAAAACAUUGUGAAGUGAUAGGUCAUGUUUGUUACAUGAGCUAAUUCAGUUUUAGUUUGAAGCCAACUAAAGUUUUGAACUUAAUUUGGAGUCUUUUCCACCAUGAUGGUGCAACCGUAUUGAAAACCAGAGUCAUUGCGGAACUUCUUUGAGGAUAUUUCUAGUAACUUGUAAUAGUUCUAACGUUUGACUUAUUUUGAGGACGUCAAUUUCCUUCUGGCUUAGAAUGUGUGAAAGAAUCCUUUUUAGCAGGAUAUUGAUCCUCAAUAAGCAUGGAAGUGAGACUUUGAAGUUCAAGGGGCACUGAAUGCACUUCAAGUGUGGCAGCUCUCGGCGUCAGCAGACCUCAACAUCCCACAAGAUUGUGGUUUCAGAAAUGGAGGUGAGAAUGUAAAGGUGCCAUCU